Molecule: messenger RNA, 789 nt
Organism: Aspergillus clavatus NRRL 1
Lineage: Eukaryota; Fungi; Ascomycota; Eurotiomycetes; Eurotiales; Aspergillaceae
Product: H(+)-transporting V1 sector ATPase subunit D
Exons: 7
Coding region: 1-789 (262 amino acids)
Biological process (GO): vacuolar acidification
Cellular component (GO): vacuolar proton-transporting V-type ATPase complex; fungal-type vacuole membrane
Molecular function (GO): proton-transporting ATPase activity, rotational mechanism
Source: RefSeq, a predicted model, not a curated record
AUGUCAGGUGCAGUGGGCCGUGAGCCAGUCUUCCCGACCCGCCAGUCGCUGGGAUUGAUGAAGGGUAAGCUGAAGGGUGCGGAGACUGGUCACAGUUUGUUGAAGAGAAAGAGUGAAGCCUUAACAAAAGCUGACACCGUACUCCUAGAAAUUACUCGGCGCAUUGAUGAAGCUAAGCAGAAGAUGGGACGAGUUAUGCAGAUCGCUGCCUUUUCUCUGGCAGAAGUGAGCUACGCCGUUGGAGGUGAUAUCGGCUACCAGAUCCAGGAGUCUGCCAAACAAGCUCGAUUCCGAGUGCGGGCGAAACAAGAGAACGUCUCCGGUGUUUUCCUGCCGCAAUUUGAGAGCUACACCGAGGAAGGAAUCAAUGACUUCGGCUUGACUGGUCUCGGAAAAGGUGGUCAGCAGAUUCAACGUUGUCGGGAGACCUAUGCUCGGGCAGUGGAGACAUUGGUGGAACUUGCGAGUUUACAGACUGCAUUCGUGAUCCUGGAUGAGGUGAUUAAGGUCGUUAACCGCAGAGUGAAUGCAAUUGAGCAUGUUAUCAUUCCCCGGACAGAGAACACCAUCAAAUACAUCAACUCGGAACUCGACGAGCUAGACAGAGAAGAGUUCUAUCGACUGAAGAAGGUCUCAAACAAAAAGCAGCGGGAUACUGCAGCUGCCGAUGCAGAGAUCGCCGCUGCUAGAGAAAGAGACGCUGCGAAUAAACAGCUUGCUGAAGCAGAAGAAGCCCCCGAAGUCCCUGAUCUCUUGGGAGAGAGCGAGGACGCCGACAUCAUUUUCUAA